CCUCAACCAAGCACUUGCGGUCCUUGAAGUGGACAAGGAGGUGGUGCCACAGCUCGUGCUUGGAAAGAACCUUGGGGUUACCAAUGAUGACAAGACCGUACUUGGCACGAGUCAAGGCAACGUUGAGACGGCGAGGAUCCGAAAGGAAACCAAUGCCCUGGUUGUCGUUGGAACGGACACAUGACAAAACAAUGAAGUCCUUCUCACGGCCCUGGAAGGCGUCGACGGAGGCAACCUCAACCUCCUUGUAGCUCUCCUUCUUGAAGGUGCCGGUGUUCUGCAUGGUGCUAACAAUGUAGCUUCGUUGACCCUCGUACGGAGUGAUGACACCAAUGUCCAAGGGCUUAACGCCGGCCUUGAAGAAGCGGGUCACUACCUUCUCCACGUUGGAGGCUUCGGUACGGUUCAGGUAGGAUGUUCCGGAUGCCGAGAUUUCCUCAUUGCCGAGGUUGGACCAGAACAUCAUCGGCAUAUCGAC
This is a messenger RNA of Colletotrichum godetiae, 478 nucleotides long. RefSeq lists its product as uncharacterized. The coding region runs from base 87 to 251 and encodes 54 amino acids. NCBI's taxonomy places the organism in Eukaryota, Fungi, Ascomycota, Sordariomycetes, Glomerellales, Glomerellaceae. The record is from RefSeq and is a predicted model, not a curated record. The transcript has a single exon.